CUGAUAGACGGCACUGACUGGCAUCACUGCUGGGCACUGACUGGCGGCACUGACUGGCACAACCCCUGGGCACUGACUGGCAGCACUGCUGGGCUGCACUGGUGGGCAGCACUGGUGGGUGGCACUGCUGGGCACAGGUGGGCGGAGCUAGUGGGCGCACUGCUGGGCACAGGUGGGCGGAACUUGCGGGUGGCACUGCUGGGCACCGAUCAUCAGGGCACUGAUCAUCAGUGCCCUGAUGAUCGGUGCCGAUCCCCGCUCUGACAACUGCCGGUUCUCGGCAGUACUUUCCUCACGAUCUGACAGCAUGAGGAAAGUGCAGCCGAGAACCGGCACUUGCAU
Staurois parvus is the source of this 342-nucleotide messenger RNA. NCBI's taxonomy places the organism in Eukaryota, Metazoa, Chordata, Amphibia, Anura, Ranidae. The record is from the annotation of a GenBank genome assembly.